AUGCGAUCGAUGCCGUACCUUCCGCAUCAAAUGCGGGGAGAAGCCGUCCCACAACCUUCCAAUUCAUCUCCCGUCCAACAGCCACAAACGGACCACCAUGCUCGCAGUUCGCUCCAGCACGCCAUAACCAUGAUAAUUAUCGUCCACGACCUCUGCUCGUCUUCCGACCUUUUUUUUGGCUGGCCCGCAAUUCUGCACCCGUUGUGGAACGCCACGGUAACUAUUCUUGGAUUCGUUGUAGCGAACCCGUCCUCUUCGCGGUCACGGAGGGCAAUCCAGUGGAUCUUCAAGGCCUUGGCUGUAUUUGAGGCCUUCGCAGCAACCGAACCUUUCGCUGCUCGAGCUGAAACUCUCACGAAAUCACUUGUCACGAAACUGAAUGACAUAUUGACCACCCUGGAUGAAAAGUCGGAGCAGGAGCAGACAAACGACCGCGGCAGAAUUGCCCCGGGAUUGACACUGCAGCAAUCACCCGACUCUGUAACCUCAACUACUCCAUCAUCCGCGAACCCGGUUGAUAUGCUGAGGGGGUCUCUCGCGGGAGGGUUGGAGCACACUUUUGAUAAUACAUUUUUCACGGAUGACAGCCUUUGCUCGUCGAUUGAAGCAGCUGAGAUUAACACAUGGGCCGCCUAUCAAGAUCAUCUUGACAUAUGGAAUGGCAGCCACUCAGAUAAAGCUCUGGAUGCAACAUAUACACUGGGAAUAGGCAAUACUCCUUGA
Messenger RNA from Aspergillus fumigatus Af293, 723 nucleotides. RefSeq names its product putative transcription factor. The transcript has a single exon. The coding region runs from base 1 to 723 and encodes 240 amino acids. The record is from RefSeq and is a predicted model, not a curated record. Lineage: Eukaryota; Fungi; Ascomycota; Eurotiomycetes; Eurotiales; Aspergillaceae.